Molecule: messenger RNA, 222 nt
Organism: Aspergillus chevalieri
Lineage: Eukaryota; Fungi; Ascomycota; Eurotiomycetes; Eurotiales; Aspergillaceae
Exons: 1
Coding region: 1-222 (73 amino acids)
Source: RefSeq, a predicted model, not a curated record
AUGAAACAACUCAAGCAGGAGCUGGACGAGUCGAAUUUCCAGUACUUUGAAGGGUCUGAGAUAAUGAAUUCUGUGACUUUUGGUGGGCUCAAUGCUUUCAAGAAGCUAGAUGAGCACCAGAAGAACCAGAUUCGCAAGCUUGCCAUCAACAGUAUCAAGUCAACAUGCGCCAAGAGUGGCAACGUCGGUAUUGUGACCGGGCAUUUCAUGCUUCUGGGAUGA